GGUUUUGAUGGCAAAAUCCAAGGUAAUAGUUCUUUCAAAUUUGUUGCAACUUAAGGCAAUCUUGUCAUCUUAACCUUACUAGUUGUUGCUCAAAUAAAAGCCACAAGGCAUACUCUUGAACUCUCAGAUGACAGUUCCAUUGAUAGAGCUCAUGUGAAUGAUUUAUGCUUUUCAUUUCCUAACUCUUUGCAUAGAGAUACUCCUGAAAGCCCAAUAUCACCAAGUCUACCAAAUUAUGUUAGUGAUUCAGAUGAUGGGAAUGGUAUAUUUGAAUCACCAAAACUGCCAAGUUAUGUUAGUGAUUCAGAUGAUGAGAAUGGUAUAUUUACUUGAUACUAUCAAUCCUUUUCCCACUCCAUAAUUUUAGAACACUAUUGAACUGGUUUUUAUAUUGAUGGUUUGUUUGCAGGUAAUUAAAUGUGUAGGUGAUUUGAUGGUCUGUAUAUUACCAUGAGGUGAGGUGAGUGCGAUUCAUACUUUUUGUUAAAUUUAUAUUUGGUAGUAUAUAUUUCUAUGUUUUAAUAUGGAGUUAAUAGAUUUUUUUGUGAACUUGCAUAAGUUAGAGAUGUAAAACAUGUUUUAUCAUUCUAAAUACUAAAAAGGUGGCAAUUCAUAAAAGCAAUCAAAAGACUCUUCUUUGUGCAUUAUUAGUAGUUUUAUCUUCCCAAUUUUAGUUAGUUAUGCUUGCCUUUUUUGUGUAUUUAUUAUUGUCCACCCACAUAGCAGCCGGUGUCUAAAUUUUCUAUUAACAUAUCAUAUAAUCUUCAUGGUGACCAUUCAAGUGCAUUUUCAAAGGCCUCAGCCUCUCUCUCAUCGUUUAACAGUCUAUUCAAUUAAGCUUCUUUUUUUUUUUUAAUGGAGCAUUUGGAAGAAGAUGGGGAGUAACUAAUGUAGAUAGGGAAGGAAAUUCUGAAUAUAAAGGAAUAUUCAAUUGUCAGUAAUAUUUACCUACUAUCUAUCAGGAUUUAUAUUGUUCAAUAAAGAUAAGCUUCUUUGUCUUUGUGAUGAACUUACCCUUGUUGAUUGCCAAAGUAUAUUACCAAACCAUGCCUCUCACCUGCUGAGUUUUUUUAUGCUAUUAUAUCUGCCACAGAUUCUUCAACCUAUUAUAUUGUAUGUCAGUGGGUUCUGUAUUUUACUUUUUUGCUUAAUUUCUCUUGUUGCUAGGUGGCUGUCAACAUUUUCAGGAACUUGUCACUUAAAGCACAAGUUCUUUGGCUAACUGUCCAAUUGUGACAGUACUUAUUGAAUUGUCCUUGGCCAUCUCCAUACACGUGCAUAAAGAUUAAAGACAUUGUUGCAUA
Messenger RNA from Rubroshorea leprosula, 1304 nucleotides. The record is from the annotation of a GenBank genome assembly. Lineage: Eukaryota; Viridiplantae; Streptophyta; Magnoliopsida; Malvales; Dipterocarpaceae.